AGCCCCAGCCCAGAGCCCAGCCCCCUGCCCCAGCCCUCUUGGCCAGUUCCCGAAGCCCACCUCUGCACCAGAGCCCAGCCCAGAUCUGAGACCCAGCCUCGCUCUAGAGCCCAGGCCAGCUCUGGGACCGAGUUUACCUCUAGAACCCCUACCAGUUCUGAGACCAAGCCCAGCUCUGAGGUCAAGUCUUGCUCUAGAACCAAGCUCAGUUCUGAGACUAAGCCUAGCUCUGAGACCAAGCCCUGUUCUAGACCCCAGGCCAACCCUGAGACAAAGUUCAUCGCUAGAAUGCAAUUUAGUUCUGAGACCCAACCCAGCUCCAAAACCCAGCCCUUUCCUAGAACCCAAGACAGCUCUGAAGCUAAACCAAGCUCCAAAAUCAAGUUAAGGUCAGAAUCCCAGAUAAGUUUUAAGACACAGCCUAGCUCUGAGAUCAAUCCCAGUUCUGGAAGCCAGCCCAGAUCUAUGACCAAGCCCUUCCAUAAAACUCAGUCUGAUGCUGGAACUCAAGACAACCCCAUGACUCAGCCGUAUCUAGACAGCCGGUCUAGCUCAGGAACUCCCAUUAAUUCUGGAGCCCAGUUCAGACUCCAGAAACAGUCCAGCAACAGUAGCCACACCAGUUCAGGAUUGGAAGAUGGCUCCCAAACCCAACCCUGCUCACGAGCCCAGAUGCAUGCUGCAGCUCAGUCCAGACCCAGAUCCCAGCCCUGCUCUAAAACCCAACUGCACUCAAGUACCCACCCCCAUCCUGGGGCCUGGUCCGCUUCCAGUGAUGAGUCCAGCUUAGAGACUGAGUCCAGUUCUAGACCCCACCCUAGUGCUAUAACCAGGCCCAUCUCCAGAAUUCAGACAAGCUCUGGAACCCCAUCCAUUUCUGAGGCAAGGCCUGCCUCCAGAGCUCAGCCUGAUGCCGAGCCCCGCUCUCACUGCGGAACGCAGACCAGCUCUAGAAUGCCAUCUAACUCUGGGACCCAGAACAAUUUUAAGACCUGGGCAAUUUCCAGAGCUCAGUCCAGCUCAGGCGCUCCACCCAGCUGCAGAACUCAGCUCAAUUCUGAAGCACAGACUGGGUCUGAAAUCCCUUCCAGCUCCCAAACACAGUCAGUUGCUGAGACCCCACUGAGUUCCAGAAUCCAGCUAAACUCUGUAAUCCAGUCUAGCCUUGGGACCCAGACCAAUGCAGCAACAGAUGUAAUCUCCACAAAUCUGUCUAGCUCUGAAAGCAGGCCCAGCUCCAGGACCCAGACUUGUUCAGGAGCUCAAUCAACUUCUGGGACUCAGCUCAUCUCGGAAACCCUACCAAGUUCUAGAUACCAGCUCCAGGCCACAGCCCAAGGCAGCUCUGGUAUUGAGCCGGACUUUGGGAAGCAGACCAGCUCUGGAACUCAUCCAAGCUCUGGAGCCCAGUUAAGUUCAAGAAUUCACUCCGUCUCUGGAACCCAGCCCAGCUCCACGAUUCACUCCAGCCCUGAGACACAGGCCAACUUGGAAACCCAGAGUGAUUCCAGAACCCAGCCUGGCUCUAGAACCCUGAUCAGUUCUGGAACGCAACUCAGACCUGAGACCCAGCCCACCUCAGAGACUGAGCCCAGUGCAAGAAUUCAGCCCACCUCCAGGAUUCAGCUCAGCCCUGUGACCCAGCCCAAGCCUGGAACCCAGAGCAGUUCAAGAACUCAGCCCAGCUCUGAAACUUACCUUAGUUCCAGAACCCAGCCUGUUUCUGGAACCCAGUCCAGCUCUAGAACCCAGACCAGUUCUGGAACCCAGCUCAGCUCCAAGACCCAGCCCAGCUCUGGGACCCAGAGCAGUGUAAGAAUUCAACCCAGCUCCGGAGCCCAGCUUAGCUCCAGAACUCGGUCUAGCCCUGAGACCUGGCUCAACUCUGAGACCCAGCUCAGUCGCAGGAUUCAGUUCAGCUCUGAGACACAGCCCAUCACUGGAAGCCAGCCCAGUUCAAGAAUGCAGCCCAGCUCUGGAACUCACCUCGGCUCUAGAAUCCAGCCUCUUUCUGGAACUCAACCCAGCUCCAGAACCCAGACUAGUUCUGGAACCCAGCUUAGCUCCAAGACCCCGCCCAGCUCUGGGACCCAGAGCAGUGUAAGAAUUCAAACCACCUCUGGAGCCCCACUUAGCUCGAGAACCCAGUUUACUUCUGAGACCUGCCUCAGCUCUGAGAUGCAGCUCAGCUCUGAAACCCAACCCAGUUCCAGAACCCUGAUCAGUUCUGGAAUGGAGCUCAGCUCUGGAGCCCAGCCCACCUCAGAGACCCAGAGCAGUGCAAGAAUUCAAACCACCUCUGGAGCCCCGCUUAGCUCGAGAACCCAGUUUACUUCUGAGACCUGCCUCAGCUCUGAGAUGCAGCUCAGCUCUGAAACCCAACCCAGUUCCAGAACCCUGAUCAGUUCUGGAAUGGAGCUCAGCUCUGGAGCCCAGCCCACCUCAGAGACCCAGCCCAGUGCAAGAAUUCAGCCCAGCUCUGGAGCCCAGCUCAGCUCCAGAACCCAGCCUAGCUCUAGGAUUCAGCUCAGCCCUGAGACCCCGCCCAAGUCUGGAACCCAGAGCAGGUCAAGAACUCAGCCCAGCUCUGGAACUUACCUUAGUUCCAGAACCCAGCCUGUUUCUGGAACCCAGUCCAGCUCCAGAACCCAGACCAGCUCAAAGAUCCAGCUCAGCUCUAGAAAUGGACUCCACCUACAGAUCGCUCGCCUUGACCCUAGAACCGAGGCUGAUCUCACUCCCCCAGCCCAACAUCAGCCCCUAGGCCCACCACGCAGAGCCCCGACUCUGGCCCCUAGCACAGUGUCUCAGCCACGGCCCCAGCCCCAUGAUCUGGUACAUGGAACGCAGGCCAACAUUGUCCUGGGCCGAAGCUCACCAACUUCCCACCUGGCCCCACAGCCACAGACCCCGUCAGCCCCUCAGAAACCAGUCCUCUUCCCCAAGCCCCAGUUAGGACCCCAGAAGUCCACCCCACCCACCAUAUCUGUCAUCUCUAGUUCUGCCCCCAGGGUGGCCCUCCUGCAUUCCCAGACCCCUGAAUCCCUAGCCCAGAGGCCUGUUCCCUCCCACACGCUCAAGGAGUCAGGGCCUGCUCCUUGGGGGUCAGAGCCCCUCCCCUACCAAGGGGAGCUGUAGCUUGAGGGUGACACAGUUUU
Zalophus californianus (California sea lion) is the source of this 3158-nucleotide messenger RNA. RefSeq names its product cell wall protein DAN4-like. The record is from RefSeq and is a predicted model, not a curated record. The transcript has a single exon. NCBI's taxonomy places the organism in Eukaryota, Metazoa, Chordata, Mammalia, Carnivora, Otariidae. The coding region runs from base 289 to 3138 and encodes 949 amino acids.